Molecule: messenger RNA, 1587 nt
Organism: Fonsecaea multimorphosa CBS 102226
Lineage: Eukaryota; Fungi; Ascomycota; Eurotiomycetes; Chaetothyriales; Herpotrichiellaceae
Exons: 3
Coding region: 1-1587 (528 amino acids)
Source: RefSeq, a predicted model, not a curated record
AUGGCUGACACUCGUGGCGUCUUAGAUGAAGCUCGUCCGUCCUGUAAGCGAUGCGAAAAGGCCGGGUACUCAUGCGCUGGGUAUGAGAGGAAGUUGGAGAUGCGUUUCCACACCUUUGCAGACCAGACAGAACCUGCGGUGUCGCCAUCGACAAAGACCAGCAAAGACGUGCCCCUGACGACGACUGGAGAUUUCCCCGAGAAUCUUGUACUCAGGUCCAAUAACAGUCCGCCAAGCUCCAGUUCCAUACCCCAGGAGCUGAGCUUCGUGGCAUUCCGAGACAAUAUCCAGUUCUCCUAUCUCUUUGACAAUUUCGUGUGGAGCAGCUAUGGCUCGCCGUGGCUCCAGAUGGCUGCCGAGGGAAAGCUUGACGCCCUGUCGCUGGAGGCGUGCCGGGCGUUCUCGCUCAGCAUUUUCGGGAGGCACCAUCGGCAAGCCGAGAUAGAAGUAACCGGCGCCGUCCAUUACGACAAGACAGUCCGAGCCCUAUCAACUCGACUGUCGAAUGUGGGGGCGCCGGGUAGUGAGAAUCUGAUCGUACCUAUCAUGAUCCUUCUCAUGCACUCCUCCAGCACCCCAGAUCCUCAGGCCUCUGCCUUCCACAUCCAAGGCCUGUUGAAACUCAUCCAGAUAUGUGGGCCAGAGAGGUUCGCGACGGGUCCGUUGAGGUUUGCUUUCGAGUCAUGUCGGGCGACGCUGGUCACAAUCUCACUGAUCACCAGGACCAGAACCUUUCUGGAGCAGCCAGAGUGGCUGAGCGAACCAUGGGCCACGUGCGGCGAAUACAACAAAAACCCGCAGAACCGGCUCGUCGACAUCCUGGUGCACGUCCCUGGGUUCCUGCAAGACCAGGCGCAGCUUGAACAGGCGCCUUCGGAGCAGUUCCGGCUCGAACUCAUCCAGCGGAUUGAGUACCAGAUCGCCAAAGCCCAUAACUGGCGGUGGCAGUGGGAAGAAAUGAACCCGACUGUCGCGUGGGAGGUGGACCCGGAGACGCUGCCGGCCGACCGAACCCUACUGAGCAGCCAGCCGCGGCCGGUCCGGAAGGUUUUGGUCUUCUCAUCCUUCACCAAGGCCGCGGAGUUGUCUCUGUACAACGCCAUCUUGCUGUUUUUGUUGGGCCUGCUGUGGACCUUGAAGCCGCCCGAGGGGGAAUCCCCGCCGUCCGUGCGCCUCCCCUGCUCCUCCUCCUCGCAGUCCGCCUCCUCCUCCGCCCUCUUCCUGCCCGGCGACGUCGACUCGCUAGUCGAACCCGCCAUCGAGAUCUGCCGCGCGUUCGAGUUCCAGCUCCUCGCCUCCAAAAACAGUCGCGACUCGGCCCUGUUCUGGCUAUUUCCGCUAGGCCUCGCCAGCAAAGCCCUCGAGGACAACGUCGACUACCUGGCCUGGAUCAAGAACAUGCUCGACGCCUCCCAGGUCACCCGCGGCUACGGCACCGGCGGCAACACCUUUGGGUUUGGCUUCUACAGGCUGCCCAAGAUCAGGAGGAAGAGGUCUAACGAACGGCCCUUUAUCGAGCCCCCUUACGACUCUGACUCGGUCAGGCAGUUGUCUGAGGGUUCAUCUUCGCCUGAUGAAUUCGUAUGA